AUGUGUCAACUACAGCCUCUCUUUUUCUUAUGGUCUCUAUUCACCCUGGCGGUGGCAGCUUCAUUUUCAAAGGUGCAUCACCAUUUACACCUAGGACGCGACUUUAAUGACAAAUAUGAUGCUGCCUACUUCAUUGGACAGGGCCAAUGGGCGUGCAGCCCGGCGGCCCUAUCAGCGCUUAAACCAGCUAUUGCCGACGCCCAGCGACUUGCUCAAGCGGCCAUCGACGUGCUGGAAGUGGCUGGCUCAGAAACAUCAGACACAUAUGAGAAUUGGUUCGAGCUAUUAGGCAACGCAAAUCCUCGGACGUUGACUGAGCUUCUCAAUGAACAUUUCAAACCUGCCAUGACCCAUUUCCUUUUCCCUAGUAAACUAGCUGGGAUUGCAUUCGAUAACGGCGAGAUCAUCUACAAAGUCCUCCCUCAAGAUCGUCCACCAUCACUUGAUUCCCUCGUUUAUGCGUGUCCACCGCUCACCCAGACUUCUGGAGACAUUUGUGACCCAGAGACAAACGCUGCCACAGUAUCGCAGUUCAUUCAGAAUGCUGAUGGCAGUAUUCAGCCUACGGGACCCACAAUACUUGCUCUUUGCCCGAAAUUCUUUCAAUCAACUACCACCAUUGACCAGAUGGUACAAGCCUGGAAAACCGAGCUCACGAUCGAACCGCAGUCGCAAGGAUUUAUCCUACUUCACGAGCUUCAACAUAUGCGCAAAGCAACGUCUCCCAGUCCCAAGGCCGAUGACCUAAGCAUCAACAGCUGUGCCGCUCUUCCGGCUGCUGAUAAGAUUCGGAACGCCCAGAACUAUCCUCUGUUUGCACUUGAUGCUUUGACAUUUCCGGAGCGGGCAAAACCACAAUCUCAA
Colletotrichum navitas is the source of this 864-nucleotide messenger RNA. RefSeq lists its product as uncharacterized. Lineage: Eukaryota; Fungi; Ascomycota; Sordariomycetes; Glomerellales; Glomerellaceae. Gene Ontology annotation, molecular function: metallopeptidase activity. The record is from RefSeq and is a predicted model, not a curated record. The transcript is spliced from 3 exons. The annotation marks the transcript as partial.